AUGCAAGACACAGAUUUAAGUAGUUUAAUUUCUUUGCUAGGAACAUCAACAUAUCUGAGUAUAUUCCUAAAUUGUCUGUCUUCAAAUCUCCAAACAUUUGUCUUCCAGCCAAGUGGAAGCAAAGAGUUUAUCAAAUUGGUCCCCAGCUUCCAGCUAAAGUGGAACUUCCUUCUUGCCACAGUGAGCAAAGCCAUGACCCUCUGCCACAGGGGAGAGUUUGGCUCCUGGCAUCUGUUUCACUUGCUGCUUUUGGAAUGUGUGAUUCAUAUAUUCCAGUCCUGCCUGAAGGAGGAGGACAUGGGAAAUCUCAACAAAAGGCUCUCAGAUGACCAGUUUCUCACCCAGUCAGACCAGACACUUUUCCACCCUCUAGAUUCUUCACCACCUCAGGAGUAUGAAAGCUUGGCCAUGGAGCCACUGCCCCUGGUGCUGAAACACAAGAGCCAGGGCUGGUGUCCUGUGGGUCUGAGCAGCGUGGCCCUCACAGUGCUGGGCUUCUUCGUGGACACUGCCACAGGUAAUAAAGUAUAA
Messenger RNA from Elephantulus edwardii (Cape elephant shrew), 531 nucleotides. It is a transcript of the gene RFX8, whose product is annotated as RFX family member 8, lacking RFX DNA binding domain. The transcript has 4 exons. Gene Ontology annotation, biological process: regulation of transcription by RNA polymerase II. Bases 1 to 531 code for a protein of 176 amino acids. Gene Ontology annotation, molecular function: RNA polymerase II cis-regulatory region sequence-specific DNA binding; DNA-binding transcription factor activity, RNA polymerase II-specific. NCBI's taxonomy places the organism in Eukaryota, Metazoa, Chordata, Mammalia, Macroscelidea, Macroscelididae. The record is from RefSeq and is a predicted model, not a curated record.